AAUAUGAUGAUGAUUUCGAAAUUAACGUUAAUGACCCUCGAUUUACGGCACUACAUGAAUCGCAUCAUUUCGCGAUUGAUCCUUCCAAUCCACAGUUUAAAAAGACUAAAUCUAUGGGUAAACUUUUAGAGGAACGGCAACGACGUCAGAUUGAGUUAAAUAAUCAGGAAUCGAAUACAAAUUUCGAGGAAAUCUCAAACGAUAAGAAUUCAAAUGUUCAAAUUAAAGAUUCUAGCCUAUCAUUAUUAAUAAAUUCCGUAAAACGAAAGAGUGCAUUAGCUACCGAAAGCAAUCAAAAAGGAAAGCGUAGAAAAACCAAAUCUUAA
Molecule: messenger RNA, 326 nt
Organism: Funneliformis mosseae
Lineage: Eukaryota; Fungi; Glomeromycota; Glomeromycetes; Glomerales; Glomeraceae
Source: the annotation of a GenBank genome assembly